AUGCCGACACAAACCACUCCUUUACAAUCUUCUACUACGCGCAGGCGCACCAAUAAACUCACUAAAAAGCCUCCCUCGUCACGAGGAGCAGGCAACGACAAAGUACUCGGUGCGCUGGCUUUGGUACCAGGGCCUGUUCAAGAUAGAAUACUCGUUGCUAUCGGAAACAAGGACGAACAGGCCGCAGGAGACUUUCCGACCAAGACGAAAAUACAGACCGACCGUGCAAAAGGCGGCUAUAUACCGUGCCAUGCCUGGUUUGGCUACGAGAGGCACGCAUUUGGUGCAGACGAAUACCACCCGCUUUCCCAGACUGGCUCAAAUCUCACCAUGGCUGGGUCCGUCGGGUACACCGUCAUUGACUCACUUUCGACAAUGCUCCUCUUUUCCCUUUCAGAAGAUGGCGCCUCGAUCGGACCGUCCUAUAAACGUGCUCGAAAAUGGCUCAAAGAGGAGCAUACCUUUGACGUGGACGCAGACUACAACACAUUCGAGCUCACCAUUCGUCUACUCGGAGGAUUACUCUCUGCGCAUUGGGCAGAGUAUGAAAUUGGGAUCACGCCUGGCAGACGGAGCAUCGACGACGACGAUGAAGAGGUCGACAUUUCUCCAACAAACUUGGCCGGCGACGCGCAGUCUGUCCUACGAAAAGCAAGGAAGAGAGACCAAGAGGAUGACUAUGACCCUUCGGAUAUGCUCUACUUACACAAAGCAGUCGACUUGGCAGAUCGACUGAUGCAUGCAUUCGAAACGCGCUCAGGUCUCCCUCUCUCGUACAUCAACCUCAAGACCCGCAAGGCAUCGAAAAGCGACCAAGAAAAUGGGCUAGCAUCCACUGCCGAGGUUGGCACUCUACAGCUCGAGUUUAGGUACCUUUCGCAUGUCUUGGCGAACCAACUCUAUCAAAUUCCUCCGAAUCAACUGAGCACUCUCGAAGUGCCGUCGUUCCUGAAAAACGAAGACGGUGUCAUCAAAGUCACAAAGGAAGGGACUAUGGGCAGGCUACCUUCGGUGUUCAUCAAUCCGGAUGAUGGAGAGUUUAUCAUUUCGCCCAUUCGACUGGGGUCGAGAGGCGACUCGUACUUUGAGUAUCUACUGAAGCAAUUUCUUCAGACAGACAAACGAGAACCUGAAUUGCUGAGGCUAUGGGAUGAUGCAAUCGAUCAAAUACAUACUACACUGGAAAUGCGGACACCUCGUAGAAAUCUGUUGUACAUUGCGGAACUCAAUCCAGAAAAGACGACGACGGACAGAUGUAGGCACAGCUUGCUCUGUCUUGACAUUUCUUCUCAUUCUCUUCAGCACAUGGAGACAGGAACCAAAGCAAGACCAUCUCGCGUGCUUCCUCGCCGGCUCGCUCAUGCUCGGGCGGCACAUACCAGAGGGAAGAAUGGAAAGGACGUUCCAAUCGCGAGCGUACCACCCAAGCUCGGGGAAUUUGAAGAUGGCGGGCGGGCAAUGAGGGACUGGCGAAUGGGCGAGGAUAUGCUCCGAGGAUGCUACGAGACACACAAGACAAAAACUGGGCUUGCGCCGGAAAUCAUUCAUUUCCGUACAAAGACGGAGCCGCAGUGGAUUACGGAUAAAGCCGAGGGAGAGUGGUACAUCCGUGGUGCUCCACCGCCGGCACCUCCCCCAAUCGAUGCCCGCUAUAUUCUACGACCGGAGAUCAUCGAAUCCAUCUUCAUUGCCUAUCGUCUGACGGCCGACCCAAAGUAUCGAAGAUGGGGUUGGCAAAUCUUCGAGUCUAUCGAAGAGCAUUGUAUGAUUCCUACAGGAGGAUACGCGGGCGUGAGGAAUGUUGACCAUCUCCCCGUCGAACACGAAGACAAGAUGGAGACAUUUUUCCUCAGCGAGACGUUAAAGUACCUCUACCUCUUGUUCUCGGACGAUUCGGUUCUCCCACUAGAAGACAUUGUCUUUAAUACAGAGGCGCAUCCAUUCCCUCGUUUCGUUCCGGAUUGGGACACCGCAUUCAUGUAA
Molecule: messenger RNA, 1983 nt
Organism: Serendipita indica DSM 11827
Lineage: Eukaryota; Fungi; Basidiomycota; Agaricomycetes; Sebacinales; Serendipitaceae
Source: the annotation of a GenBank genome assembly